Molecule: messenger RNA, 14372 nt
Organism: Doryrhamphus excisus (bluestripe pipefish)
Lineage: Eukaryota; Metazoa; Chordata; Actinopteri; Syngnathiformes; Syngnathidae
Source: RefSeq, a predicted model, not a curated record
CACAAUUACACUGGUUUUUAGGUUUUUGCUAAUGUUUCUCGCCAAGUCUUAACGUUGUACCGAACUGUCAGAUUAAAAAACACACAGUAGCUAGUUGACCCUUGCUGCAUCAGUCACAAGAUCUUGGAAGGAUUUGAGAUUCAAAGGCAUCGCUGCAGAACCUGAACCAGCUGAUACCAGCUUACUGUAGUUGGGCCUACCACUUUCUCUCAAGGCUACCAACCUGUCUGCACAAGAUGCCCAACCUGGCGAGACUUUUGAAAAGUGAAAUCCCUAGACUUGCCUCCACCCACCCACUGUCGGAGCGCUUAAGGAUGCAGUAGACUUCCUUCCACCAAAUCGGCAAGACCAACAGCAGACAACUUGGAAGCCUGAAAAGGAGCAACUACUAAAAGGGCGUUUAAAUUCAACUUUUGGUAUAAGUCAAAUGAUUUGUAUGACAACAUUCACUUAUUCUGGGGGUACAUCACAUUUAAUGCAGUUUCCAUUCAUUAUGAAAAUGGCUUUUUAGGCAGGCUUUGCAGUACAUCCUGAAUUAUUCGGCCCAUGGUUUCACUUGCCAUGAAGGAAUUGCAUUUGGAAUAUAACAAUUGAUUGCACUUUCGCCCCCAAUGCUUGAUAAAAAUUGUACACAACACAUUGAAGAACAUGGGCUUCAUUGUUGCGAGUUCACAUUGUUGCCCCAUGAGUGGGUGUCCCAGGCUGGUUGAGUCCAAUGGUGCUACACAACCAGCCAGCAAAAUCAACUUGCUCUGCCUCUGACUGUCUAAUGAAAGGAUGCACCUGGAAAGAGAAGAUGUAGAGGUAAAGACAGGCAUCCAAUGAAUUAAUGAUUAAGUGUGUUUACCAACCAUUAACUGUUUAAGGUCUGCCCUUUCAGCGGGGUUCUUUAUCAAGCUGCAAUAUGAAUGAAGCACAGGUGAAGUGGCAGGUUUUAAAAUGUUUGUGAUGUGAAUACAUUACCAUUUAUUGACAAAGUCCUGGAAUUCAGAACUGAAUAGUCCAGGCAGCUUAGGUGGUGACUGUGGACAGAACCAAUGGACAAGCCUAUUUAAUUAAAGCUGCCACAGUAGUGGGAUCCUGAUCUAUUAACAGGUGUUAAGUCUUACCUCAUUGACGAUGUAGUCGAGUAAUUCAAAGAUGGCCAUUGGAGGCCUGCUGUCUGAUCCAUAAGCUGAAAUGUUGAAACUUUGUAAUGAGCACAAUGGAUUGUGUAUAUUAAGGCUUGGGUCUUAAAACUCACAGCUGCUAGGCCGGCUGGGAUGCCAAGCCUUUGGUGCGGACUCUGCUUGGUUGCCUCCUCCAGUACCAAAAAUCAGUUCCAGCUCCUUUGGGUCAGGUGGAGGGAUAGGGAAACGCCCAAUGGCCAUUUCAACCAGGGACAGGCCCAUACUCCAAAUAUCAGACUGAACAGAGUAAUGGGUGCCCUGCAAGCGCUCCGGCUGCAUAAUGGGCCACAAUUGUCAUGUCACACACUUAAACACACUCAAAAAUAUACAUUCAAUACACCAUGCAACGCCACUGAUACAUUAGUGUAAUUAAUGCAACAAAAUGCACUUUGGAAGCUAGAAGCUAAAAUAGUAUGACUCGCUAUCCCAAAACAUUCAUUGUAUUAAUUCCAAAUUUAGUAAACUGCAAAGCUUACUAAGGAAACAGUAGGCCAAUUUCAAAGGUCCCUGCCUGACUUGACUUCCCAUGCAGAUGCGGACCCGGAAUUCCUGGCAGCACCCUGCUUUUGCAGUGUAGGCUGUUCAUAUUUACUUACAGACAUAUAGGAGCGCGUGCCCACAAAGGAGUUGGCCAUGGAGUCAAUGAGCUGUCCGCUAACGCCAAAGUCACACAGCUUGAUCUCCCCGCGUGAAUUGACCAGUACAUUAGAAGGCUUGACAUCUGAAAAGAGGGAGGGACUGUGAGCUGGGUGGUGGUGGAGCGAUGCCAUGUAAAUCUUAGACAGGGGUUUAAAAAGUGUGAGGUAGCCCUUCUCUACCAAGCGAUACAAGGCUGUAGGCGCAGUAGCUUGUGAGAAAAUGUUUUUCACACGUCAAAGCUAACUUCGCUCAUGUUGAAGGCAAUAUAAAUUUAGUCCCAUCAGAGUAAAUCAACUAUAAACAAAAUAUGAAGAUCUGUUUUUUGGUUACAAGGAGUGGUUUCACUUGGUUUAUCACCACACUUUGAAAGCCCCUGAUCUAAGCUUAAGAGUCAUAAGUAUUAGUAUCUACGUGAAAAUAGUUACUCAUUUAGAGGUAUUCUGCAAAGCAAGUUCAGUGGUUGUGUUGAGUGGAAAAUCCGACCUGCCUGUUGAGUGACAGUUGCUCACUUUUAAAGCAGCUAUAUUACCUUGGUAACUUUGGUUAAAAUCGUCUCAAAGUGCCGCUGAUUCACUGUUUAGCCAAUUCAGAGAGGCUCUCUGCAUUUAUUUAGAACCUACGGAGCCCCUGGGGCGCAAUGUUUUUUUUUUUUUUUUUAAGGACAUUCCCUGAUAUCCAUCUAUAGGGGCGGCCUUUUCAGCUGAGGGAAUAUGCGUGAUGUGUUCACAUGUACACCAGGAAUAAAACGCAAUCUGAGAUAUUUACACCAAUGUUUGCAGACAAAUGUCAUAGCAGUGCGUGUGAGUACUCAGCCCGUUAGUCCUGGUCUAUUACAAUAUUUUCUGGCUGAAUUAGUAAUCUGAAGCAUCAUUCAGGUGAGAGAAAAAAUUCCACUAAACACACAAACACUGCCAUCUAGUGGUCACAGCGAGAUACAGCAUUUGGAAACGACAUUUAAAAGAUACACUUGUGGCUCCCUUAAAAAAAAAACAAAAAAAAAAAAACAUGUAAAUGAAACUACAAGCUCCCAUUAUGACGGCGUGCACUGAGAACAAAGCAGAGAACCGGACAUGACAACAUUGGCUGAUGACCACCAUUGCAGUACUGUUUAGUUCGUUUGGUUUGGGGAAUUUAGGUUUUGUUGAGCUGCGUCUUGAGCACAAAGCAUGGCUCCAUUGAGCCACUUUUGCAGAAUACCCCCUUAAGUACUGACUUGACCUCUGUGCAUGAUCUUGUGUUUCUCCCUCAGGUAGGCGAGACCUUUAAUGACCUGCAAAAAAUAUGAGAAGAAAUCUUUAGCAGUUAGUUUUGGCUUGCAUUUCUCAUUUUAUAGUAUUAAUAAAAGUAAAACCAAUGGGGAUACAUUUCAGCAUCACUUCUACUUGAUUUUUGCUUGUUUGUCAAAGCAUUAAUGCAAGGGGCCGUACACAAAACAUGGAAAGUUUCAACCAAAUGCAAAUCAAGAUAUGCUAAGCAUUUAAAUGUAAAAGGAAAAACGGCUCCUAUCUGAGCUUUGUUCAAGUCAUAAAAGCAAAUACAGACCUGAUCAAAAUAGUCAGACCAGUCGAAAAAUAGCUAGUCUGUCUUACUUUACUUUUUGCAAAUUUGGAUCAUGGUGAGGUUUUAAGGGGAGUGUAACAAAAAGCACUUUGAAAAAGUGCCAUUUGACGACCCUGCACCACCGGAGGUGGGAUCUUGUCAUGCCAGUAACAUUGGAACCAUCUGGAUCAUCAAGGUUGCAUUUUUUUUCUCUUCUGAGAACACAACUUUUUUUCCACCUUUCAAUGCCUAUGUUUGAUGCUCCCUGGCAAAGUCUCAACGGGCAGUUUUGUGGUGUUGAAACCCUUUUCCCGCAGAUAACGUCUGCACCAAUAAGGGCAGCCAAUUCUAAAUUCUAACUAUUUUUCAACUCGUCUGAAGAUUCUGAUCAGGGCUGUACCAGUAGUUCAGGGGAUUCUCACUGGACAGAGCAACAACACUGGAUUGUUUUUACCCAGAUGUCCAGGGGAUACAAUGUUGUCAUGCAUUUUUAUUUUUCUGAUGUAUUUUUAGCCAUGUGUCUUUCAGUCUUUACCAUAUCAAUCCCUAGAGAUGUUAAUUUAUGCUUCCAUGAGUAAAUCCAUCCAAGAAGCUCCUGUGCAGUACAGUACAUACCGCAAUGCUGAUUUUCCCCAGGAUUUGCUCUGGGAUCCUUCCAGCCUUUUUAAGCGACUGAUCCAAAGAUCCACCAUCCUAAAAGCCGAAAUGAAGGAUGCUGAUUUCUCCAUCACUGUAGAAAGCUCCAUAGAAGCCCACAAUGUAUGGAGAGUUGCAUUCAUGCAGCACCUGAAGCUCCCUAAUGAUCUGGUUCCUGAUGGCAGGUUUGAUCUCCAAGUGGAUGAGCUGGAAAACGAGAGACAAUACAACUACUAUAACAUCCUUCCUUAUGUGUGUGGCCCACAAGGGGACUGCUUUACCUUCCUGGCCAUAAUCAGACCAGAAGGUCUGUGAGACACCUUAAAGACAACUCCUCCAUUGCCUGCACCCAGCUCACAUAUUUUCUCAAAGUCGUCGUCCUUCAGCUCUCCCACUUUCUGUUUCUGUGUGAGAAAAGCUUCCAGGCGCUUGCGCUGCUGCUCGUCCAAUUCCAGCUCCUCAAGCUUCUUCUGCAGGGCCUCCAAGUUUGUUCUUCAAAAGAAAUACACAAACCGAUGUCACGAAAAUGAAGCCACACAAUCUUUGGUGUAUCUGCUGCUUUAGUAGCCUUCGGAGAGCAAUGACAAGCAACCAAAUGGACAGAAAGCAGCAGCCUUGCAUCAUAACCAUGGAGACAGCUUACUGAGUUUAAGUUGGCCCGUGGGCGCGCGUGAGCGUUCUGUGGACAAAAGCUGAAGGUGGAGGAGGACACUGGAGAUGCUGCCAGAAAUGCGCUCUUCACACAAUAUGUGGGAGGGACAAAGAGCAGCCACACGCUUGCAGCAGAGGAGGGAAGUGUGCACGAUGCAGGCCUCUUGAACUCCACCAUCCACACAAUGUCCAAGGACAUCUGGUUCACAUCAACCACACGAUGAUGGUGAGCCAAUGAUGACACCACAACUGAUGACACCAACUCUCUUGCCCAAGGACACUUGGACUGAACAGAAAGAAGGCAACAGCUGCAACCUCCAAGUCGAGCCACAGUAUCCACCAAAACAGUGAGUUUGCAAAAUACACUCCACAAGAAAUAGUAAUAGACACCCAUGGAUGGAUAGAGUCACAGAGGCCUGUUUUAUUAUGCUCAGCUGCUUAUUAGGAGAUACUGUACGUGCAGUGACUAUGGUGGUCUUGCAAGAACUGGAAUGUGCUCAGGAAUUGUUCAGAAAUCCUCAUGCAUUGCUAAAUGGUGACAUCUCAUGCGGGUUGCUCCCUAUUUGUGAAUAGCUGGACAUUAUAUUAUGUAUGGUGUGCAUGGUGUGACGAAAAUAGGCUUGUUGGAUUAUCGCAGUGACGUUACAAGUUCAUUUAUGUCAGUACAGACAGAAGUCACACUCCUCAAAAUAUGGCCGAUGCCAGAAAGCACUGUUCUGCAAUCACAUAGAAACCCCACUACAACAGUAUUGCCAUCGAUAAUGUGCACCCGUUUAUUGUCUCCAGUCUAUGCCCGUCCAUACCUUAGCACCGUGAGCCCUUACGACAUUAGCAAAGCAGAUUAAACUUCAAAGCAUAUCAGCAUCAAAGGUGCACACACUGUUGUGCGGUGCAGAUGAGGCUCCGGCAGAUGUACGUUACAAUGUAAUCAUGCAUUUUAUUCGCCAUAUAUAUGGGCAGACAAACCUGGAUUUAAGUCAGUAAAUAGGUAAGCGCCUAUUGGAUAAUUGCAAGUGUGAUUAUGAAAGUUCAGAACAUUAUUUAGCCGCAGUGAGUAGCUUUUCAUUUGGUAAACAACCAGGUUGAAAGUGGCAUGGAGCAAGUAUGAGAAAACAUCUUUGUAUACCAUCGCCAAAGCUAGUAAAUGCUGUCCAAACAGAUUACAGUGGAAACACGGUUCUCAAACGCCCCAGUUUUUUAUCAAUUCUGAUGACUUUGGACUCAGCGACUUGCAUCUCAACUUGGGUUUGACAUCAAUGUGCUGGGAUUUAACUCUGACUUUAGUCAGAUGACUUGUAAAGAUUUUCAGUGAGUUGCGUAAUUGAGUAAUUAGUUAUAUCAUUUUCAUCAAGAUAUCAAAUUUCCCCACAAAAUUAACAUGGAGAGUGGGAGAAAAUUAUUCACAUGCAUAUGCACCCCCUCACAACGUUAAUUAGGUAAAAUGAAUAGUGGUUAGCACGCAGGCCACACAGCUAGGAGACCCGGGUUCGAUUCUGUGUGGAGUUUGCAUGUUCUUCGGUUUCCUCCCACAUUCCAAAAACAUGCUAGCUUAAUUGCCGACUCCAAAUUGUCCAUAGGUAUGAAUGUGAGUGUGAAUGGUUGUUUGUCUAUAUGUGCCCUGCGAUUGGCUGGCGACCAGUCCAGGGUGUACCCCGCCUCUCGCCCGAAGAUAGCUGGGAUAGGCUCCCGUAUGCCCACAACCCUCAUGAGGAUAAGUCUUAACGUCUUCAAAAGUUAAUCUAUUGUUGUACUGGUUUUCACUGACGAGAUCCUGAAUGGUAAGCUGGCACUCUUUUUAUGAGUUUUCUGGUUUAAUUUACAGUAUUUAAAAAUGCAUUCAUUGUAUUUGUCAAAUUUAUGAAAUUGUUACAUCCUUAAAAAACAGUCCUUAUGACUUGUAAGGGCAAGUCGAUGACUUGACUUGACCUGACUUGUCUUUUGACUUGACACUUACACUGACUUUCUCCCAUCUCUCGUCUUUGUUACAAAAUGCCUGCUGUUAGCCUGCUCUCAACUCUCAUUGUAUCCUAGCUCUGUUACCACUCCAUGACAUCAUCACCGGUUGACUCUGAUUGAGUACUGCUCCAGUAAGUAAGUUGCAAGUACAAGCACUUCCAUGUGGUUCUCUCCUCCCCUCCACCCUCUCCAAUCCUCACUGGUCCUUGCGAACAAGAGAAAAGGUAAAGUGAUGUUAAAUGUUCUUUUCAUCCCUUUCAUUUGUAAUUCAUAUGCAUUCUGCAUUGUUUUGUACACGUACAACUAGAAUUAAAACUGUUUUAAAAGUAACUUUAUUCAAAGUAUUUUGUGUUGUUUUUAGGUGUGUUGACCAGAUUAAUAGGAUUUAGGUUUUAAUUUUCAUUUUUCAGAUAAAUAACAAAAAUGUAGGUACUAUUUUCUGAGAAUGUGACAGUGAAUCUCAAAGCUAUAAUUGUAAAGCCAGCUGGAGAGCUACUGUAUGUGUGUUUUCUUAGCAUUUUCUAACCAGAAAUAUUGAAUUUAUAAUUUUGUUAUUUUAAAUUACCCUUCAUCAAAUUUCCUUAUUAUUCCAGCAGUCCAGUCGCCACAUUUCUUUUGUAGAGUUUUUGUUUGUUUUUCCCUCAACCAGGUCUUUAUACAUGAGUAACCACCACCCUGUUAAUGAACUGGCAAAAACAAAACAAAACAAAACCAUCACUCUAUGUUUUCUCCUCAAAUGUAGCCCUGUUGUUGCAAAUUAGGAACACAUCCAAAUAAGCAAGUUCAGGUAUGAAGACACUUGCCCAUGAAUAUAGUGCAAGUUAUUUGCAGUCAUUGUAGGAUGUUUUGCAACUUACUUAACAGCGGGGAAACAAGACAGAGACCUGGGUCUGUGUUUUGUUGGGAAGUAACAGUCUGUGAACAUUGUAUAAAAACACACGUUGUGACACUGCUAAGGGGCUGCUGCUUUAAUGAGGCUGCAAGAACAGAGGGAAUGGAAAAAUAGAAAUAUUUUGGGGGCAAUGUAGAUUCAGCUAUGUGAAUAAAGGCAUUAAAAAACAAUUCAGGGCUGUUGCUCUGCAGUAUAAACAUACAACACCAUAUACGGUGAGACAGUAAAUUACAUGUAAACUACAUUGAUGGCGCCCCCUGUGGGUUGUGCUCAAAAUGCUUUGGAAGACCUGCUAGUGUACCUGUCAUACUGAUAUCCUCAAAGUCGAUGUUCUUGAAGUCCGCAGAGUUCAUGGGACACUUGUUACUGCAACGGAGAUGAAAAUACAAAGUUUAAAACCCACAAGACGGUUCAACGGUGGAAAAGCUUACCAAUCAAGGUAAGUCAUUCUACAUUUCUCUUGCUAAUAUUCUCCAUAGUAGCCAGCCUAGUGCUCAUGGAAGCUAAUACUAUGUGGAUUCCUGUUCUGACGGUACAGUAUCUGUUUUGCAAUAAUCUAAAGCGUCGUCUUUGAUUCCGGUAUCAGUUGCAGUACUUCUGUACUUUUGAAGAGAGCUAGUCUUGUAAUCUUAGAAUAAUAGUAUUGGGUCUCAUUUCAAGGCUAUCAGUGUCACCCACUGACUGGCAAAAAACAUUCUUCUGAUCAUUUUUAAAAAUCAUAGUUAUCAAAAUACAAUACCAGUGAAUGUUAUUGUUGGGAAUAUGUCACUUGUCUUUGCUGUGAGUUUAUGGUUGCAUGUUUUUGAAUUUGGUUCCCCCAAAGUUCUGGUUGCAACGUCACAGCCAAGAUGGGGUCAGUUCAGAAAACUAACUGGGGGCAUAUCAAACUUACCACUUCACAGCAUUAUAACACAAAUGUUUUAUUAAGGGAGUACUUUAAUUUUGUUGUUUUGGUGUAAUAUAAACACUUUGAGGUGUGGACCAAAUUUUGUGGCAAUUUGGCCAAACGCCCUAAAGUAACAAGCCAUUUUUGGCAGAGCAUGUUGAGCUGGGUGAGAAGUCCAUCAGACUUAUGUGAACAAACAGCAACAUGUGGUGUAGUUUUCAUAAAUAUAAUAGCACAGGAAAGUAGGAGUGCAUGUUUUGACAAGGUAGAAGACUUACACAAACAAAUCCAUGCGGUCAUACUCAAAAUACUCAUUCAUGACUGUAUAUAGACAUUGUCCAAGCUUUAAACAUUCACCAGGAACAGAACAUGUCACCUCCUCCGUGAAUCACCACCUUAUCGUGGUUGAGGGCUUUGAGUGCCCGAGUGAUCCGAGGAGCUAUGUUGUCUGGGGCUAUGUGCCCCUGGUAGGGUCUCCCAAGGCAAACAGGUCCGAGGUGACGGGACAGACCAAGAGUGAUUCAGAAGACCCUUAUGAACAAAACCAAGAAGAGGAACCGUACCUCGCCCAGAUGUGGGAUACCGGGGCCUCACCCUGGAGCCAGGCCCAGGGGAGGAGCUCACCUGUGAGGCCCGGCCGGGCGCAGCUCGAAAAAGCCACACGUAGACCCACCAACUACAGGGGCAAGCAUAAGAGUCCGGUGCAUUGUUGGGUGGCGGUCAAGGGCUGGUGCCUGGGCGACCUCGUCUUCUGCAGCCAAAUCUCGUUCCCGGCCGGGAAAAAGCCCUGGGGCAGACCUAGGACAUGCUGGAGGGAUUAUGUCUCACAGCUGGCCUGGGAACGCCUUGGUGUCCUCCCGGUGGUGCUGGAGGAGGUGGCCGGGGACCGGGAAGUCUGGGCUUCCCUACUGAGAUGCUGCCCCCGGAUAAGCGGAGGAAAAUGGAUGGAGAACGUGUCACACAGUGCAGAUCAGCUGCGGAGGCGAGAGGAGGGAGGCGAGCGGUUCAGUAUCCAGUGACCGGGGUCUGCUUCAACUCCAUCCGAGCACCCGAUUGAACCAUGUUGAGCUUUCACUUGACUAUGGAAGACUGUGACACAUCUUGGAGGCGGACAUAUCUGUUUGUGGAAGGAGACAACUUUGCAUUUGAGGUGGCAUCAUUUAAAGAUCUGUGACCUGUCAUCACUUCUCCCAGAGUGUGUACAUCUGAACACAAAAAGGCUGCGCAGCAUCCACACAAGUACCCAAGCUCUACUGUUAGAUUGAGUCAUGGGGUCACUUGUUGCUGUGCCAGCCCUGCUCCUUGUUUUGGGCUUGAUCGCUCGUGUGUGGACUCUCAACCCCGAUGACCCCAACGUCUGCAGCCACUGGGAAAGCUAUGCCGUCACCGUUCAGGAGUCUUACGCUCACCCGUUUGACCAGAUCUACUACACCAGGUGCACAGAUAUCCUUAACUGGUUCAAGUGCACAAGGCACAGGAUCAGCUAUAAGACGGCCUACCGGCGGGGAGUGAGGACCAUGUAUAGGCGCCGCUCACAGUGUUGCCCUGGUUACUUUGAGAGUGGAGACCUAUGUGUUCCUCUAUGCACAGAAGAGUGCGUCCAUGGCCGGUGUGUGUCUCCAGAUACCUGCCAGUGCGAGCCCGGCUGGGGCGGACUGGACUGCUCCAGUGCAAACACAGCCAACGGAACAGGCUGUGAGAGCGACUACUGGGGACCACAUUGCAGCAAUCGGUGCCAGUGUCAAAAUGAAGCUAAGUGCAAUCCCAUCACAGGAGCCUGUGUCUGCACCGACGGCUACCAAGGGUGGCGCUGCGAGGAGUCCUGUGAACCUGGUUACUAUGGUAAGGCAUGCCAACUACCGUGCCAGUGUCUCAAUGGAGCCACCUGCGACCAUGAAACCGGAGAGUGCAUCUGUGCCCCGGGCUACACGGGUGCCUUCUGUGGAGAGCGGUGCCCCUAUGGCAGUCAUGGUCCGCAGUGUGAGCAAGGCUGCCCCUGUCAGAAUGGAGGUUCGUGCCACCACAUCACUGGGGAUUGUUCCUGCCCAGCAGGGUGGAUGGGUUCUGUUUGUGCCCAACCGUGUCCUCUUGGCAAGUAUGGCAUCAACUGCAGCAAGGACUGUUCCUGCCGCAAUGGCGGCCUGUGUGAUUACAUCACAGGCCAGUGCCGUUGUGCAGAUGGCUUCAGUGGGCGCAGGUGUCAAGAAGACUGUCCUGUGGGCACCUACGGCCCACAGUGUAACCAAAAGUGCGAGUGCCACAAUGGAGCCAAGUGUCACCACAUCAAUGGAGCCUGCCUGUGUGAAACUGGCUUUAAAGGCCCCAAUUGCCAAGAGAGGUUCUGCCCCCCAGGCCUUUACGGCCUCAUCUGUGACAAGUACUGUCCUUGUAAUGCCACCAACACUGUGAGCUGCCAUCCACUUUCUGGAGAGUGCACCUGUGCGGCAGGAUGGACGGGACUUUACUGUAAUGAGACCUGCCCGCCUGGCUUCUUUGGGGAGGGAUGCAUGCUGCCGUGUAGCUGCUCCAAUGGAGCUGACUGCCACCCUGUCACGGGGGCCUGCAUGUGUGCCCCUGGCUUUAUGGGUGAAGACUGUGCCACAGAGUGUCCUCCUGGUUUGUAUGGACCAAGCUGCAUGUCCACCUGCUCCUGCCACAAUCACGCCUCCUGCUCACCUGUCGAUGGAUCCUGCAUCUGCAAGGAAGGCUGGCAGGGGGUGGACUGUUCCAUCCUGUGCUCCAGUGGUUUUUGGGGUCUGGGCUGUAAUCAGUCAUGCUUGUGUGACAACGGAGCUGCCUGUGACCCCGUUGAUGGCACCUGUACUUGUUCUCCUGGCUGGAGGGGAGAGCACUGCGAUGAGCCCUGCCCUGAUGGCACUUUUGGGCUGGAGUGCCGGGAGCGCUGUGACUGCAGUCAUGCUGAUAGCUGUGAUCCAGUGAGUGGAUACUGCCACUGCCACCCAGGCUGGACAGGAAUCCACUGUGAUAACGUGUGCCCGCAAGGCUUCUGGGGAAACAACUGUUCGCUCAGCUGCCCAUGUCAGAACGGAGGCUCCUGCUCACCUGAAGACGGAACAUGUGUGUGCGCGCCUGGAUACAGAGGGACCUCCUGCAAACGAAUGUGCUCUCCGGGCUUCUACGGGCACCGCUGCAGUCAAUCAUGUCCGCGGUGUGUGCACAGCAUGGGACCGUGUCAUCACGUAACGGGCCACUGCGAGUGUCUGUCUGGUUUCUCGGGCCCCUUGUGCAACCAAGUGUGUCCCAGCGGCAGGUAUGGAAGGGCUUGUGCCGAAAUCUGCCGCUGCACCAACAACGGCACUUGUAACCCCAUUGAUGGAUCCUGCCAGUGCUUCCCUGGAUGGAUCGGGCAGGACUGCUCUCAGGUCUGUCCCUCCGACCACUGGGGCCCAGAUUGUCUCAACUCAUGCAACUGUCACAAUGGAGCUCAGUGCAGUGCCUAUGAUGGAGAGUGUCGAUGCAGCCCUGGCUGGACUGGAAUCUACUGCACUCAGCGCUGCCCCUCCGGUUUCUACGGCAGGGAUUGCUCCGAAGUGUGCCGCUGCCAGAACGGCGGUGAGUGCGACCACAUCACUGGCUUGUGUGCGUGUCGAACAGGCUUCAUCGGGACGAACUGCGAGCAGAAGUGUCCUGCUGGUACAUUUGGAUAUGGCUGUCAGCAGCUGUGUGAGUGCCUGAACAAUGCUACCUGUGACUAUGUGACCGGAACAUGCUACUGCAGCCUGGGAUAUAAAGGCAUCCGUUGUGAUCAAGCAUCUCUCAUGAUGGAGGAACUGAACCCCUACACUAAGAUUAGCCCAGCCCGAGGGUCAGAGAGACAGUCCGCAGGCGCCGUCAUGGGCAUCAUCUUCCUCCUCCUCAUCAUCAUGGCCAUGCUCAGCCUGUUUGUGUGGUACAGACAGAGGCAGAGGGAGAAGGGACACGAGAUCCAGCCAAGUGUGUCGUACACACAAGCAAUGCAGAUGACCAACACUGACUAUUCUCUCUCCGAGUGUGGCAGCACUGUGGCCAUAAAGACCAGUUCCGCUGAGAUCAACCAGAACCCGAACAACAGCAGCAGCAGCAGCAGCCAGUGCUUUUCCAACCCCAGCUACCACACUGUGGCCCAGUGCAAUGUCGUAUCAACCAUCUCUAGCAACCUGGAUGCCACAUUGACUCUCAAAUCAAGCACCCUGAAAAGCCGCAAUGGUUCCGACUGGAGAGCCUUCUGCAACCUCAAUGAUCUUGAUGUUCAACAGGGGGAGACACAGGUUUCAAGAGGUUCCAGAAAAGAUUACAUCAAGGGAUCCAUGUGCAACAACAGCUCCUGUUCCCUGAACACUGAGAACCCCUAUGCCACCAUCAGGGACCCCCCGGGGUUGGCGUGCAAGCACACAGAGAGCAGCUACGUAGAAAUGAAGUCCCCCUCUCACCGUGAAGUGCCUUUCGGAGGCACCGCCACCCUCCUGGGCGGCGCUACCAGGAACGUCUAUGAUGUUGCCGUCGCAGAGCCCAUGGUGAGUGUUUUGCAGGGGCCCAAUGGAAUGGCCACCGGUUUUUCCCAGAACCCCUAUGACCUUCCCCGUAGUACCCCUCACAUGUCGAGCCACUAUGAGAUCCUGCCAAUGCGCCACAGCCCCACACAUACUCCCCCUCCGCCACACCCGGAGAGCCCCAGCUCCCUGCUCUAGAGGACCCACCUUACACCCUACAAGCAAACUCCAUGCAGCAUCAUACCCUUUGUCUCCAUGUGCUCAACAAGGAACUGACAUAUUGAGAUGGAGGGACAGCCGUACCUCCUUGGGACCCUCAUUUCUUUUGGUGGAAAAAGCAAAGGAGGAAAAGUCCACACACCAGCAAUCAUUCACUUUUAUUUUGUCAGAUCCUUCAAACUGCAUCCAGAUAAUUAUGGGCGCUCUAUGGAAUAGAACACAUUGGCUCCAGACGAAGCUAAAGCUGUCAUGCUGGGAUUGGAUGGACAGUCAUUUACAGGGACAGAGCUGUCCUUCAUUCAAUUUAUGAAGGACAAACUGUGGUUUAUGUGAGUAAUGGUUAUGCCCCAGUAAGGAGUGUAUAGCUGUAAAGAUUUAUGAUGUACAGGCAUCACAGAUCAUAUGAAAUGUCAAACACGGAUGAUGAAUAUGAGCUCACCUUCUCAGACACGAGUCAGUUUCAGUUCAACUAGGAAGACAAGUCCUAAUUGGUACAAAGCAUGGAGACAUCCAAAGAUAAUGCCACUGUCCUUGUAAUGAGCAGGCGGUGAUGUGAUGGCUGUGUCAAACCUGAAGAGCUUCAAAAAACAUCUCAAAUUUGGGAUUAGUUCCUUGCUAAUGAACACUCUGGAUUUUGUGUUGUUUUCUAUGUGGAAGAAGUUCUCUUGCAAAUGUCUUACUUGAACGUUUCUUGUACACAAGAAGGGAUUGUUUUGACUUUUAUGUUUGCUAUUUAUACGGAUAAUUUAUUGUCGGUUCAUUUAUUAGUGAUGGUGAAUUUCAUCUGUGUGACAUUAGAUUUAAAAAAAAAAAAAAAGAUUAAACAUGAGCAUGAACACUGAUGUAUAUAGCACCAACACAUCAAAUUUAUCUACUUGUGAGAUGUAAUUUUGUGAAGCGUUUUAAAUUAAAUUCUCUAUCUUUCUCUCUCUCUCCUGUUGUGUGAGAUUGUAAAUUAGAUCAAAUAUUUGAUCCGACCUAUUCAACACCCACAAAUGCCCUGUGAAGUUGUUCUGCGUGGGGAGGAAAGACCUCCAUUAGGAAAAAAAAAACAUCACUUUGCAUUAAACAAUCGUGAUUUGUUAUGAGUUAGAAUGAUUCAUGGACUGUGUGAACUCCAUUACGGCCUAUAAAAGCAAUAACACGAUGACAAUCAUUGCCCAGGCUGCAUUUUCAGUCCAAUGUGACACUCAUAUUUAUUUUAUCCUCACUUGUUGUCGUAUCAAUGCUGCUUGUGUUUUUUUGGUGAGUACAUUCACAUUAAAAGCCUUUUUUGACAUCACAACCUUGUUUCA